AAUCUUUCUGCCGUUCUGUGUUUGGGGACCAACCAGCCACCGCUGCCAUCUAAAGCCAUGGAAAAGGCCUUAGGGGACGUCAUCGACGUUUUCCACCAGUAUUCAGUCCGGGUAGGAAACCCGGACACGCUGACCAAGCGGGAGCUCCGUCAGCUGAUCAACAAGGAACUCCCCAACUUCCUCAAGGAUCAGCAGUGCCCGGCCGAGGUGGCCAAGAUCCUCGAGGACCUGGACAGCAACCAGGAUUUCGAGCUGAGCUUCGAGGAGUUUGUGGUGCUGAUCACCCGCCUGACCGUGGCCUCCCACAACAAAAUGCAUGAGAACGCCGGCUCCGGCCCUGGACACAGCCACGGGCCCGGCCUGGGCGAAUCCGGCCAUGGCCACGGCCACAGCCACGGGCCCGGCCAUGGCCACAGCCACAAGCACUGAGAGCGGCCAGAGGUGGGGCGGGGAGCCGGGGGGGGCCGUCUG
Molecule: messenger RNA, 471 nt
Organism: Tachyglossus aculeatus (Australian echidna)
Lineage: Eukaryota; Metazoa; Chordata; Mammalia; Monotremata; Tachyglossidae
Gene: S100A9
Product: S100 calcium binding protein A9
Exons: 3
Coding region: 58-429 (123 amino acids)
Biological process (GO): endothelial cell migration
Cellular component (GO): cytoplasm; extracellular exosome
Molecular function (GO): calcium ion binding
Source: RefSeq, a predicted model, not a curated record